AGAAGUAUUAGAUCAUACCAGACAAACAGACAUAAAGAGCACCAAAAAUGCAGGCAGCCAUUUGCAUUGCACCAACCAUUCUCCCAUUAACCCCAUCCACAUCCAAAACCCAACCAUCUCCAAAACCAAAGCUAAAGGUAGGCCACCUUGGCUCAUCGUCCCGCAGUUUCUCCGUCAAAGCAUCCACUGCUACCUAUGAGGCUUCCACGGUUGAUUACAGCUCCACGAUCUCUGUUUUCCCAGCGGAAGCAUGUGACACAAUUGGGGGAGAAGCCUGCUUGGCACAAAUGUAUCCUGAAGUAAGGCUGGAGGAGUCAAACAACUCUAGCAGGAGCCAGAGGAAUAAUAAUAUUGAUGCUGAACCAUAUGACAGAGAAUAUAUAGAGUACAAUGAUGCAAAAACGGUUUUAAAAGGAGAGGCCUGUGAUAUUCUGGGUGGAGAAUUCUGUGGGCGUCAGUAUCAGAGGGGAGUCUACUAGGACGAGGACUAUGAUCAAUUCUCCUUUAUAUAUAGACCUACUUAAAUUGCUUUUGUAAUUCAGCUCGAUUCCCUGAUGGAUGAAUAUACACCAUAUAUAUAUGUUUAACAGAAAGCCCUUAUCUGUCUCAAAAGCUUCUCAAUAAUUACUUUUCCACAAA
Molecule: messenger RNA, 639 nt
Organism: Rubroshorea leprosula
Lineage: Eukaryota; Viridiplantae; Streptophyta; Magnoliopsida; Malvales; Dipterocarpaceae
Source: the annotation of a GenBank genome assembly